AUGAGCGUACCCAAUCUAGUAAGACCUACCCAUACUACUGCGUAUAGCGGUACCACUGGUUAUUCCAAGGGUGAUUAUCAGAAAUGCGGGCCUAAUAAUAUACACAAUAUUAUUUUGGCUUUUGCCGUCUUCGUGAACAACACCGCUUAUCUCAUCUAUAACUACUUGUCCUGGAUUGUUUUGAAACAAUUGGCUCUCAAAUUAGUUGCAAAGGGAUUAAUAAUUAUGCCGGUCAGCAAUAAUUUGGUACUAUAUUGUCUAAUCUCCUUUCUUUCCACAUACCUUUGGGGUACCUUUUUAACCCAGGGCUUUGAAAUCGAUCCAUUCUCAAAUGUGAUCUCGUAUAUGCAGAAACAGAUCGGGAAAGACGAGAUGGUCUACAAGAUUUUAGGAAAUUUAUUAUCUGGUGUACCACUUGGCUAUACACACAAGCUAAUUGGCUACCACCUUGGCCAGACAUUCAAUCCACUUAGGGAUAAAAUUUUUUACGCCAUUUCCGCCGGUUUACUCUCUAUCUACAAAUCUUUUUUCACAAUUUUGUUCUGGUCCUGGUUGCCCGCUUCUCUCAAGCAAUCAUUCAUUUCACUGGCAACAUUAAUCUUACACCCUUCCAAAACGUGCUCCUUCUUCCCUUUCUCAAAGAGUGAAUCCAAGGAUAUCCACCUAUCACUUUCUACAUUGAUUGAUGUGGCGUUAGUUGAAUUUAUUGCCAGUUUUAUAGUGUACUUGGCAAUAACAAUUUCAAUUCAAAAUUCGGAACCCAAACACAUGUGGCAUCUCAUUAACGCGACAAAACGUAUGGUUACCUUUAUAGGAUACUCAAUACUCUCUCCUAUAAGCGACGGCCCUGUUUACAAUGCGUCGGUAAUAAUCGGCAUGGCAAUAGGAUCAACUGAUUUGAGUUAUUUGGUGAUAAAAAUUGUAUCAAACUUACUUGCAGCAGUCGCUUGUGCUAAGGUGUUCAAGCCGCCCAAAUCACUUCAUGAUAAGGCAGCCAAGCCUCACGAAUGGCCCAAAUCGGCCCUCGGCAAUUGUUGCUCAAGGCUCGAGUUGACCAUAGCCAAUAGGAAGGCAAACUAG
Molecule: messenger RNA, 1080 nt
Organism: Babesia microti strain RI
Lineage: Eukaryota; Apicomplexa; Aconoidasida; Piroplasmida; Babesiidae
Product: conserved Plasmodium membrane protein, unknown function
Exons: 4
Coding region: 1-1080 (359 amino acids)
Source: RefSeq, a predicted model, not a curated record